AUGAAAAGAACAGAAGAAGAUAUACAACUACCUAAAUUCGCGGUUAAAAUCCGCAAAGAUGUGUAUCAGUUCAGAAUAGGUAAAAGCAAAUUAGUAGGUAAAAGGUUUAUUGAAAAGUUACGAAGUGUUUGCGCUCUAGCUGGGCAUAGAUUGAAUGCUAGUAUGAUAAAGAAGAUCGCGGAGUAUCUUAAAAUAGAAGGAGACCCUCUAGAAGGUUGUUUUGAGCGAUAUCUUUGCAAAGCAUUCAUAGAAUAUUAUAAGCACAAACAAAACGAUCUCCACCGAAAGUUUAUUCUCGCACAUAUACUUAGAUAUAUGAGAGACAAUGGAAUAAAGUAUCAAAAGAGUAACUUCGAAGAUUAUGGUAUGAUUAUAGGUUCAAGAAUUUGGCAUUCGUCAAGGGAAAUAGAGAAGGAAAUGAUAAAAGAUAAUGAUGUAUCUACAACCAGUAACUCAAAUCCAACUCUCGUAUCAAGUACUACAACAUCAUUGCCAAGUAAUAGAGACCCAAAAACCCCCAUAAAUAUAGACAAUACAACACCCAAUGGUGGUGAUUCAAUGAUGGCUAUAGUAAGUGAUACGAUACCAUUGCAAUCUGACGUCCAAUCAACGCCAAUCUUGAACCAAAGUGAUUCCAAUCUAAAUGCGAAUCAAGAUCCAAUGGAUACGAGUGACGACUCUGCCAUUUCAAAUAUGUCAAAAAAAAGAUUAUCUAAUAUCUCUGACCGAAUGGUUCUUGACUCAACUCCUCCAAUGCCAAAUACAACUCCACUAAACAACAAUAAUAUCAACAACAGAGAAAGCUCUACUCCUCCAACAAAUAAUAACAAAAAGGGCAAAAAAGAUAAAAAUAGUAGUACCUCCAACACAAACCCACCCCAACCUUCAUUACAGUCUCAAUAUGCCAACAUUCCUGUUAAUAACUAUUAUUUGUUAAAGAAAAAGCAAUCAAUUACCGCUGCAAAAAGAGAAGCAUCGGUUAAAUACUUUGCCGAAUAUAGCAGCGUAUUCAAGUCAUCAGCUCAUGAUGUUUGUGUUCUUAAAAGAAAAUCAGUAAAUAAUCCGGAAUCGGAUACGAGAGUAGUUAAAACAUACUCGAUGGGCAUCAAGGAGCUAUAUUACUUUUACCUACUGCACACAAAGGGGUAUAAAGUACCAGAAAAAAAGGCUAAUAAAAGACCUGGAAAAGAACCAGUCAAUCCAUUCAAAAAAAAUUAUACAUCUGGCUCAGACAACUACCAUUAUAUGUAUAAUAUAGGUGGCCAAAAAGAAUUCAUGGAUUUGUUUGGUUGUACAAGGAAAGAGGAUUUAUUUGGAAAGGAUGGAAAAAUUAAAAAAUUUAUUAUUUGGUCAGAUAAUGGACCAACUUUUAAAAACUUUGAAUGGAUUUAUAAGGUUUGGCAACUUGGUAAAACUAUCAAUUGCAUUCCAAUUGAUUUGGAAUUCUUUUCUCCGAGCCACGGCAAAUCAGAUUGUGACAUUUUUUUUGCACUGAUUUCUCAAACAGUAAAGAGAUUUCAAAGCCAUCCCGACUCAAAUCAUCAAGAUAAUAGAACAACACAAAAUAUGGUUGAUAUAUUAAACAAAAGGCUAACCGAGUAUGGUUUGGACACUAGAAAAAAAGGACAUUAUCGAGCCACCGUUUAUAAUUUCCCCUCCAUCACAGAAUUUCAAGAGUUUAUCCAAAGUUGCAAUACUUUUAAAACUCUUGACGCCUUUUAUGAAAAUAUUGGUGUGGCCCUUGGAAAAGAUGUUGAAGAGAAUGAACACACACUUUCAACCUCACAAUCUAAACUUCAAAGAACUCUCAAUGCACUACAAGAUGCGUAUAAAGAAGUAGAACCAUCAGAUACAUACAGUGAAUAUAGAGUAUAUUAUCCUUCCCCACAAAAACCAGCUUUUUUAAACAAGACCUAUAGUUUUAAAACAAAAAUGGAAAAUGGAGAAUACUCAAUCUUUUAUCGACCAUGCGACAAUGAUCCUACAAUCCAAGAUGAUAAACCCGUUGAGGAGGUACCAGAAGAAGAAGAAAGUUCCAGACAAACAGAAACAAACAACAAUAAUGAAAAAGAAAACAACAAAGUUACAUCGAAUAAUGAUGCCAGUAAUUCAACCAAACAACCAACAAGAAAUAAUAAUAAUGUACAACAGGCUUUAAAGAAGGCAAAUAUAAAGUUUUUCAUCAAAAAAAUCAUCGUUAAUCAAGCUCCAAACAAAGAAACAAAGAUUGGACAUGAAACACCUGCCAACAAGGGUCCAAAGCCAAAAAAACAACAGGAAACAUCAAAAACUACUACAAUUGAAAUACUACGUGUUGUAAGAAUGACAAAUAUACAUGAUGCAGUUGUUUCGGACUAUGUAGAAGAGAACGAGACACCAAAAUCACCUCAACUUCCAAAAUUACACUCACCAAAACAAACCAAAAAAAAAAAUAAGAAAAAAAAUAACAAACCAAAUAAUAAUGAUACAGAUAUAGUACUACCAGACAUUCCAAUCAACAACACACCAAUUCCAACAAAAGAAACAAAAAAUAAUCAUCAAAACCCCACAAAUAGGGCUACCUCUUCUAGAACAAAUAUCAAACCACCAACUACAUAUACUCCAUCAAAACAUAAUCAAAAGAAAGUCCCCGGUUAUGCCACCGCUAAUCAUGUUUCUAACAACAUCGCCCGUGCCGCUCACCUGAGCUUAUUUCUUCCAAAACCCUCCGAUAUACACUACUUUGGUCCCCAUUUUAGUAGAUUGUGUGUCAACACUAUGGUACUCUGCGUAUCAUACACCAUUCAACCGAAUCACCCUUAUGAUUAG
Cavenderia fasciculata is the source of this 2808-nucleotide messenger RNA. RefSeq lists its product as uncharacterized. Bases 1 to 2808 code for a protein of 935 amino acids. The record is from RefSeq and is a predicted model, not a curated record. Lineage: Eukaryota; Evosea; Eumycetozoa; Acytosteliales; Cavenderiaceae. The transcript is spliced from 7 exons.